CUCGGCGAGAACCGCCUGCGAUUGCUUCGGACCAUGGGCAAUGGCAUGAACAAGGUUCUCCCUGGACUUUACCUCGGGAACUUUGUAGAUGCCAAAGAUUUGGACCAGCUGAGCCGGCACAAUAUCACUCACAUCCUCUCCAUUCACGAAUCUCCGCAGCCGUUUAUUCCGGGAAUCACCUACCUUCGGAUUGCUCUGCCAGACACACCAGAGGCUAACAUCAAGAAGCACUUCAAAGAAUGCAUCCAUUUCAUCCACUCCUGUCGCCUGCGCGGAGGAAAUUGCCUUGUGCACUGCCUCGCUGGGAUCUCUCGCAGUACCACCAUCGUCCUGGUCUACGUCAUGGCGGUGACGCAGCUGAACUGGCGGGAGGCCCUGGAGGCCGUCAAGGUGGCCCGGCCGGUCGCCAACCCGAAUCCCGGAUUCCGUCAGCAGCUGGAAGAGUACGGGAAAAGCAAGUCUGCGCGGAAGAUCCGCCGGCAGCUUGAGCACAAGUUUGGUGCAUCCCCUUUCAACGAAGAGGAGGAGAUCCGAGCCUUGCUGCCGGCUGGCAAAAGACCCGACGCCGACGUGCCUCGGCAGACUCUGGCACCAAAGGGCUGGGGUGCCAAGCACACGGGACCCUUUCUGCUGCGGGUGAAGGAGACAUUCUCCUGCCUUCCAGGGUGUCUGAAAUGAACCUCCCUCGGGCGUGC
Molecule: messenger RNA, 695 nt
Organism: Euleptes europaea (tarantolino)
Lineage: Eukaryota; Metazoa; Chordata; Lepidosauria; Squamata; Sphaerodactylidae
Gene: DUSP15
Product: dual specificity phosphatase 15
Exons: 7
Coding region: 34-678 (214 amino acids)
Biological process (GO): protein dephosphorylation; regulation of cell population proliferation; transforming growth factor beta receptor signaling pathway
Cellular component (GO): cytosol
Molecular function (GO): protein tyrosine/serine/threonine phosphatase activity
Source: RefSeq, a predicted model, not a curated record